UCAACAACAGGAUCAGUCUGAAAGAGGGGCAAGCUGUGAAGGCUACCGAGGUCAAAAAGGAGAGGAAGGUGGUGAAGAAGUUGUACCCCAACUCAGCUCUGUUUACAACCUGGGUUGAUGAGCUCUCAGAGGAGGAGCAGAAAGAGGCAGAGGGGCUGUUUCAGAUGUAUGGAUACAACGCCUUCCUGAGUGACAGACUACCCCUGAACAGGGAAAUCCCUGAUACUCGCGAUCCUAAUACCCCCAUGACCUGCCCACCAUCAGCGUGGUGUUGAUCUACUUGGACGAGGCCCUGUCAAUCAUCAAGAGAGCUGUCCGCAGCAUCAUAGACAAGACCCCCCCAACGCCUGCUUAAAGACAUCAUACUGGUGGGUGACCACAGCUCCAAUGGAUCGCCUAAUUUGUCUAUGCUCUCUGCUCUUUGUCUAUGCUCUCUAGAAACAUUUGAAAGUAUAUUUGAACUCAAGUGUGGCUUUCAACUUUUGUUGUGUACCAAUGAUUUGCAAGUGUCUGCUUUCGCAGAGGACCUAAAGGAGAAGUUGGAUGCCUACAUCAGCUUCAUCGAUGAAGAGCGUCCGGGCCUGUUGAAGAGAGUGAGACACCUGGAGCAGCUCGGUCUCACACAGGCCCGCCUCUCAGGGUGGAGGGAAGCUGAAGGAGAUGUGGUGGCCAUCUUGGAUGCCCACAUUGAAGUACACGUGGAAUGGGCGGAGCCUCUGUUAGCGCGGAUAAAGGAGGACCGCACGUUGGUGUUGACACCGGUGUUUGACAAAGUCCAUUUCGAUGACUUGACAGUCACACGUUAUUGGCCGAAUGCAAACGCCUUUGACUGGGCCCUGUGGUGUAUGUACGAGUCCUUCAGACCUGAGUGGUAUGCCUUAAAAGACGAGACACAGCCAGGAAAGAGCCCCUCCAUUAUGGGCAUUCUAGUGGUUGAUCGCCUGUUCUUUGGGGAAAUUGGUGCUCUGGAUGGUGGUAUGAAGAUCUAUGGAGGUGAAAAUGUUGAGCUGGGCAUCCGGGUUUGGCUGUGCGGUGGAAGUGUCGAGGUCAUACCUUGUUCUAAAAUAGCCCACAUCGAGAGGGCCCAUAAACCCUAUCUCCCAGACCUGAGCAUUACAAUGAAGAGGAAUGCUCUGAGAGUGGCUGAGGCCUGGAUGGAUGAAUACAAACAUAAUGUCAACAUCGCCUGGAACCUCCCACUGAAUGUACUGUACACAACAAACCAUUCAAAAAGUAGGGUUUGUCAGCUGCUCCUAUGGAAUAACAAUCAUCGCUGUUAUGCAUGCUUUGUGUUUGAAAAUAAGUAGACUAGACAGUCAUUAUUAUAAAAAAUAUUCUAUUUACUCAAUGCCAUAAUAAAGAUCAUAGGAUCUAUGUAAAAUGAUGGUGGUAAGCCAUCAUCAAGGAUUGCUCACACAGCCUGUGAUUCUGAAUUAGGAAUCUUCCUCUUUCUCACCACAUGAUCAUGGCAUAGACAUUGGGGAUGUUUCAGAGAGGAAGAAGUUGAGAAAGAGUCUGAACUGCAAACCCUUCCAGUGGUAUCUGGACAAUGUGUAUCCAAUGUUAGACCCCCUGGGUGACUUGCUUGGUUAUGGAGCUCUGGUCAAUGACCUGAAGAUGGAUCUCUGUAUAGAUCAAGGCCCAGUUCCGGGGAACACACCUAUUUUAUAUGGAUGCCAUUAUUUUGGUCCACAGAACUGUUAUUAUCGAGCCAGCGGGGAGAUCUACAUUGGAGGCAUCUAGUCUCACAAGUACAACAGUAAUCGCUGUCUGAUGGACAUUGGCACUCAAACCCCAGGACUGUAUGAUUGCAAGGAGGCCAAGCAGAAGGGAAUCCACAUGCUCUGGGAAUUUCAACAGGGAAAAGCCACCCAGAACAGACAGACAAAGAGAUGUCUGGAGAUUGCCCCAGGGGAGGACACUGACUACCAGCUCAUCAUUCAGGAGUGCAGUGGGCAGCAUUGGAAAAUACGGAAUGUGAUAAAAGACUUCUGAUACACUGAGAUGUCUAGGCCUACUGUACCAGAGACAAUACAGCAGGACUAUAGGAGUUGUGCCGCGAUCAUAAACAAGUGGGAAAGUGGGACUUACCACAUACGAUUCAUAAAAUCCACUUGUACACCCCUCCAACUGGUAAUUACCUUUGGGAAACUCGUCUAUCAUCCCUGAGAUUCAACAUCUCCCAGAUGCUGACCUCUGACGUCACCUACUAAGGAAAUUACCUUUUUAUCAGCAUUAUCAGCAGUUAAAUGCAACAACAAAACAUUAUUUACACUAAGUUUUUGAACACUAUCAUUUUUGUACAAACAUGAUAUCUGUACUUACAGUUUAUGGUUGACGCAGCCUGUUGGCCAUUUGCCAAUCUGAGUUUCUCAACGAGUUGAAAGCACGUGAAUGCAUUGAACUGAUAUUUACGACUUCACAACUGGUAAUUACCACCUUCCCACUUUUUUAUGAACAUAGCAUUAUCAUGACGCUUUGAAAAGCCAAUCAGUGGUCAGCAGUGAGAUGACUGUGUGAUCUUAGUGAGGUGUUGUUUGGACAUAGCUUCAUGGGGACAGAUUUACAGUUUUUUCACAGAAUGUGGAAUUCUGUUGAGCUGUGUUGUCCUUGGUCCUGAAUGUAAUUGCAAAGAAAUAAUAAAUAUGAUUCCUGUA
Oncorhynchus kisutch (coho salmon) is the source of this 2657-nucleotide messenger RNA. Its product is annotated as probable polypeptide N-acetylgalactosaminyltransferase 8. Lineage: Eukaryota; Metazoa; Chordata; Actinopteri; Salmoniformes; Salmonidae. Gene Ontology annotation, biological process: protein O-linked glycosylation. The transcript has 8 exons. The record is from RefSeq and is a predicted model, not a curated record. The coding region runs from base 408 to 1307 and encodes 299 amino acids. Gene Ontology annotation, cellular component: Golgi apparatus. Gene Ontology annotation, molecular function: polypeptide N-acetylgalactosaminyltransferase activity.